AUGCCGACUCCACUUGACAACGACAAGACUGUCUUUGCAUCGCGCUAUUCGACCUUCACGGGGAAGCUUGUCAAAGUUAUCACAGAAGACUCACAUUUCCGCGGGAACAACACGGGGUUGCAAUUGCCAAGAAGUGUACGCGUCCUCACUGGAGAUGUUUGUAUUAACUAUUCAACAAGCUCGUUGUUAGUCUCUCUCGUGCUGAGCUGUCUCGAGAAGACGAUAGGUCCCAAAGCGGAGUUCCAGUAA
Messenger RNA from Glarea lozoyensis ATCC 20868, 249 nucleotides. RefSeq lists its product as uncharacterized. NCBI's taxonomy places the organism in Eukaryota, Fungi, Ascomycota, Leotiomycetes, Helotiales, Helotiaceae. The record is from RefSeq and is a predicted model, not a curated record. The coding region runs from base 1 to 249 and encodes 82 amino acids. The transcript is spliced from 2 exons.